Messenger RNA from Hepatospora eriocheir, 1092 nucleotides. NCBI's taxonomy places the organism in Eukaryota, Fungi, Microsporidia, Hepatosporidae. The record is from the annotation of a GenBank genome assembly.
AUGAAAAGAAACAAAAGAUGUUUAUUAAGUGAUGCAAUUCAAAUAGUUUCUUUAGGCAUUAGACCAUGUAUUAAUGAGGAGUUUAAUAAAACAUUUAUACCGUUUAAGAAUACAUACAGUAGUAAUGUUUUAAUUAAAUCUUUAAGUAGUUAUAUAAGAUCAUGUAUUUUAUUUCCAAUUAGACUUACUAUGAUUUUCUUUAUUUUGUUUCCUUUAGGUGUUUUUACUUUAUACUUUAAUUCCUUAUUAAUCUGUUUUAAUAAUUGGGUUAACUUUAUACUUGGUGUAAGAAUUAGACAUAAAGGAUUUAAGAGAGUUUUUAAUGGUCCUCAUGUUUAUGUAGCUAAUCACACUACGUUCUUGGAUUAUUUUAUAUUAAGUUCUUAUAAGUACACUCAUGUUACUUUAGGUCAGAAAACUGGUGGUAUUUUCAAUAUAUUUGCUCAAUUAUUAAAUAGAGCUAAUAAAUCAAUAUUUUUUGAUAGAAAUGACAUCAAUGAAAGAAAAGAAUCUAUUAAUUGUUUAUCAGAGAGACUUAAAAACCAAAAUACUUCUUUAUUGAUAUUUCCUGAAGGUAAAUGUAAUAACAACAAACACUCUUCUUUAUUUUAUCAAGGUGCUUUUAGUUUGGGUGUUCCUGUAAUACCUGUUGUUAUUAAGUAUGAUCAUAAACUGGUUUCACCUGUGUGGCCAGGUGAUUUAUUCCCUGAAAUAAUUUACUUACUAACUAGGUUCAGAGUAAACGUUACUGUUAAUUGGUUAGAGCCUACUGAAAUACGUGAAAAUGAAACACCUACAGAAUUUGCACAUAGAGUUAAAAAUUUAAUUUCUAAAGUAGGAAAUUUAAAAAAUACUCUAUGGAGUGGUACUUUACAUUUGAAUGAUCAAAAAGCAAUUGAUUAUUUGAGAAAAGCUUUUGUUAGUUUUUACUAUAAAAUAACCAGAACUUGUUAUAAGGAACCUAAAGAUGUUUAUAAUAAAUAUUAUAAACUAACAUCUUCUGGUAAAAAAGAAAGAAUGUAUUUUAAUUAUUUUUCUUAUGAAGAAUUUUUUAAUCAAGUUAACAAGGAAGUUUAUAGAAUGAAAAAGUAA